AUGGCAGGGCUCGCGCUCGGACUCGCCCCAGUAGUCCGCGAUUGGGCUGCGACUGGCUUGUACGCCGCCAACCUCUGGACAUCUCUCCGCAGGGAUUGCCACUGCACGUGCACCUUCACAGGGGAGCACGACAGAGAGCUGCUGCAGGUCCUUCAGCGCCAACUAGACAGGUGCGGCCCUGAGCAGCUUCGGAGCGCCCCGUUGGAGUGUCCCUCGGUCUUCUGGGAGCUGUACUGCCUGUACAGCCUGGAGGAGAGGUUGUACCACGAGAGGCUUCUGUGCGCCCACGUGGAAGGCUCACGGCGGGCAGUGGCGACGCCUGACGGCGACGUGUACGUCGAGGACUUUGCUGACGAGGAUCAUGUGGAGAUCCACCGCGCCGGGCCGCGUGGUGGAGCACCGCCGCAGCUGCGCAAGAAGAUGCUGUGCCGCUUCGACCUUGACGAACAGGGCCUAGUCUCUCUCAUGGACGAGGGGGCUCGGCUGGCGGAGUCGGAGCGCCGCGAGGCCCUUUGUGAGUCGGUGCCGCCGGGGCCAGUGCCCAUCCGCCGGCUCCGAGGGAAGCAGCAUGCACCCCCUGCGGCGGCGGACUGUGGCACGGACACGCCGCGUGGCUCCGAGUCGCGGCUGGGCUUCAGGCGGGGCUCGCCAGUGGACGUGACGUUCGCCACCGUCUACGCCCUGGACGAUCGCGCCAUGGCCUCGUUCCCGGAGGGGGUCAUCACGCUGGGACGAGCGGGGGCCCUCUCCGACGAGGAUGAGGUACUGGACGAGCGCAUCCUGAGGUACCGGAGGAGCGGCACGGGCCAGCAGCGGCGCGCCUUCGCGGAGGUGGUGGCCGAGCAGCGCAAGGUGCUCAGUACUCAGGAGUGCCGCGUGCAGGGGCCCGCUACCAUCGGCUGGCUGCUUCAGGCACAUCUGGAGCAGGGUAGCGGGCCCGUCCAGCGGCACUACUGGUGGCGACAGAUCCUGGGGUUGGCUGCGGCCGACCCCGGGGUCGACGAGCAUUUGUUCCUGUGCGAGCUGAUCGAGACGGCCUCCACGGCCGACCAGCUCAACCUCCCCGGCUGCGAGGCGUUCGAGCUGGCGGCCAGGCGCUUCCAGCUGUGGGAGGAGGUGUACUCCGAGGCCCUGCGCCAGGUCGAGGUCUCAGGCACUGCGGGGGCCACGGCAGACUCGGACGGCUGGCUGGACGAGCGCAGGAUCUUCCUGGGCGGCACCCGCUCCACGGGCCAUGCUCUCGCGUCGCCGUCCUUGGAGAAGCACGUGGCAGAGAGGAUGCAGGAGGAGAGCGCCAUCCUGAAGGAGGGGCGGAAGGGCAGAGAGGAGCGCCGCAUGGCACGCGGUGUGAGCAGCAGCGGCGCCGACGCCGCACCAGGAGGAGUCUCGGACACUGGCAUGGCGCGCGACGCCCUGCCCCUCCCGCUGGGCGCGACGCUCGACGAGCUGCUGCAUGGGGCGGCGGCCCGCCUUCUGCCGCAUGGCGGCGGUCGGCGCGGGCGGCAGCGCCGGCGUCAGGAGGUCUGGCUGCGCGAGGGCAUCGCCGCGCUGAACGACCUCGGUGGCCGCGGUGGGGAUGCUCCCGCGGGGGCCCCAGCGGCCUGCCAGGUCGCCGCCGUGCGGCGCCUCGCGCAGCUCUACGGCAGGGUGGGGCCGCCGCCGUCCGACGUGACUCCCCUGGGGGCGUGGCAGACGCUCCAGGCUUCGCGGAACGGCUAUGCAGACGUCAUGGCCGAAGGUGCUUCGACUACCUAUAGGAAGGGGGCCAUGGCGCUCCCGCGGGCUGCGGCGGGGCGGGUACGGCUUACUGACGUGCUGCCGCCGCACCUGCAGUCUCUCUUGUUUGAUUCGUCGCAGAUGUUACGAGAGCCGGAGGCUCGCAAUUUUGCUAUGGGUGAGGCUCCCAGGGUCUGUGCCAUGGACCCAGUGUUGCAGCGGCAUGGCUACCAGUUUGGCGAGUGCCUCUCCGAGCUGCUCUCCGCGGGCAUCAUCGAGCGCGCGGCCGAGGGCAGCAUCAUCGAGCGCGCUGGCAUCUUUUUCGUCCCAAAGAAGGACUCGUCGCUGCGGCUGAUCUUCGACGCCCGAAGGUCCAAUGCCCAUUUCCAGGACCCGCCCUACACGCUGCUCGCGAGCGGGGAGGCCCUGGCGAACUUGGAGGUUGACGCCGCUGGAGGGAUUGCUGUUGCCUUUGGCGACGUCGAGUGCUGCUUCUACCAGUACGAGCUGCCGUCGUGGGCACGUGCCUUCUUCGGUUUGCCAGCGGAGGCCCAUGCCCACGUCCUGAGCACCAUCAGCCCGGGGGCGCCCUGGAUCGCUGACAAGGUGCCCACGCCGGCGCUCGGGGCUCAGUGCGCCACCGCCAAGAUGCUGCACAUCGACAGCGUCGCAGUUUUCACGUCAGGCAGCGGCGACCCCGCUCUGGAGGUGGAGCGCAUGCUGGCUGCUCUGGGUGCGCGGGGGAUUCAGGCUUCCUUCGACCGCGAUGAUGGGGACCUGCACACCCUGCUCGGCUUCGUGCUGCACAAGCCCUCGGCCACCUGGCGCCUUCCGCACAGCAAGUUUUGGCGGCUGAAGUUCAGCCUCGAUUUUGCACUGGCGCCUGGACGUCUCGUCACGGGGCGCGAGCUCGAGAGGCUGAUGGGCCACAUCACCGCGGCCGUCAUGCUGCAGCGGCACAUGCUCUCGCUCUUCCAUGCGAUCUAUGAGUUCUGCAGGCGCUCGCGGGACAAGCGGCAGCCUCUCUGGUCGUCGGUGAGGCGGGAGCUCUCGUGGUUCAGAGCGCUGCUUCCCUGCGUGACCGUUUCGCUGAGUCGCCCCUGGUGCGAACGUGUCACCGCCACGGACGCCUCUCCAUGGGGGUUUGGCGUCGUGGAGCAGCCGUGGCCCAUCAGUGAGGUUCGGCGAGUUGGCAGCCUCUCGGAGCGCAGUCGCUUCAGAGGAGUCCUGACAGCCGAUUACGCCCCCAGGGACACGCUGGUCGAACAGCAGCUCCUGCACGCCUCGGCUGCCGACGUCACCGCGGAGGGCACCUUGACCCACGUUGAGGAGGUGCCGGCAGCGCGGCUCUUGGCUGACCCUUGGGCGGUCGCGGGCGCCCGUCGCUGGCGGCGUGCCGCGGCCAUCCACGUCCUGGAGGCUGAGGGGGCGCGCUGGGCUGUGCGGCGCCUUGCUCGCAAUUCGCAGCUGCAUGGACAUCGGCACCUCAUCCUGGGUGACAGCCUCGGGGUGGUUUGCGCGUGUGAAAAGGGCAGAGCUGCACACUUUGCACUCAACGUCGUCUGUCGGGAGAUCUGCGCUGUCUCAAUCGCCUCCGGGAUGCAGCUCAGGUUCAGGUGGAUCCCAUCAGAGCUCAACCCUGGAGACGCCCCCUCUCGCAGGUUCAUGCCAGGCGCGGGGAAGCACCACGUUGUCGGACAGUGCAGCACACCCCCGGGCCUGGCGGAGAAUGCGACGGCCUACUGGGUCAACCCCGCCUACGGCAAGCGCGCCCGCGAUGCAGCGGAGCCCAGGCCGGCGCCGACCACCCGGCGCGCCUCCGACUGGCGCGGCGGGCACGGGCCGCCAGGCCCUUCGGGCCCCCGCCGGGGCUGGACAUCCCAGGCGCCGCUGAGCGACAGGCCCGCAGAGAUCUGUGCGCGGCGGGCGCGGCUGUGUCCGCGGCUCUCGCGACUGGCGGCUCGUCGGGUACGACGCGCCACCGAGCUCUCGUACCUGCGGGCGCUGACCAUGCUCUUGGGUUGGCUACGGCUGCUGGCGCUGCCGAGCUGGACUCCCGCGCAAUGGGACGAGACGCUGGUGGACUACUCCGAGUGGGCCUUCGACCGCGGCAUGGGCCGGGAGGCGUUCUCGCGCACCCUCUGUGCCUUGGUUUGGGGCGAGCCCGCGCUGGGAGGGCCCGUUCGGCGCCUCUUUCCCGCGGCGCACGCGUCGCUGUCAGGCUGGACGCGGCUCCAGCCGGGACACUCUCGCCCGCCGCUGCCGCGGGCGCUCGCGCUCGCGAUGGCGGCCGUGCUGGCCUCGAUGGGGAAGCCGGACUCGGGCCUGUGCAUCUUGGUGGCCUUCGAGUGCUACCUGCGCCCGUCGGAGGCCGCGACCUUGCUGGCCAAGCAGCUCCUGCCAGGCAGAUGCAAAGAGGUCGGGGUACUGCAGCACCCCCUCCUGAUCCUGCAUCCAGAGGAGCUCGCUACCAGCUCCAAGACGGGCGAGUUCGACUCCACAGUUGCGUUCGACCUUCCUCGACAUCACUGGAUUGGGCGCGCUGUCGUGCGGCUGCAGCGGCUUCGACACGAGGACGAGCUGCUGUUCCAGAUCUCGUAUCCGCAGCUCCUGGCCGACUUCCAUGCUGCCUGUCAGUACCUCAAGCUCGAAGGUUUGGGCUUCUCGCCGCGCUGCCUGAGGCACGGCGGCGCGACACGCGACCGCGCCGCAGGUUGCCGCUCACUUCUGGAGGUGCAGAGGCGAGGAAUGUGGAGAGCGGCGUCGUCAGUUCGGAGGUACGACAAGGCCGGGCGGCUGGCGCUGGCCAUGCGGAACCUCAGCAGCGCCCAGAGGAAAAGCUGCGAGAUCUGGGCGGCAGCCGCCCCGCGGCUCUUCGACAGCGCCUACGUGCUGCCCUCCGCGCCGGCCGCCUUG
This is a messenger RNA of Prorocentrum cordatum, 4632 nucleotides long. Lineage: Eukaryota; Dinophyceae; Prorocentrales; Prorocentraceae. The record is from the annotation of a GenBank genome assembly.